Emiliania huxleyi CCMP1516 is the source of this 2421-nucleotide messenger RNA. RefSeq lists its product as hypothetical. The transcript is spliced from 13 exons. Gene Ontology annotation, cellular component: cytoplasm. The record is from RefSeq and is a predicted model, not a curated record. Bases 35 to 2083 code for a protein of 682 amino acids. Gene Ontology annotation, molecular function: 3-deoxy-7-phosphoheptulonate synthase activity. NCBI's taxonomy places the organism in Eukaryota, Haptophyta, Isochrysidales, Noelaerhabdaceae. Gene Ontology annotation, biological process: aromatic amino acid biosynthetic process.
CCCAGAUCGACAACCCCGCGACGACAUCCAAGUCAUGUCCUCCGACCUGAACGUGGAGUCGAUCGGCGCGCUCAUCCCGCCCUCGUGCGUCUUCGAGGAGCUGCCAGCCGACCUCGCCGUCUACGAGCACGUCGUGGCUGCGCGUGAGGCGGUGCUCUCAAUCCUCGCCGGGCACUCGGACCGGUUCUUGCUCAUCCUGCAGCCGCGGCUCGGACCGUCCGACCAGGCGGACGGCGAGAGCGCAGCCGACGCCGCGCUCCGCCUCGCCGCCGACGCAAAGGCCGCCUGCGACGCGCACCCGCAGCUGCAGCUGCUGGUGCUGCCGACCACCACCGACGCGACGCCGAGCAACGAGGCGCUGCGCUCGCUGCGGCGGAGCCUGCUCGCCCUCAAUCGGCACGGCGUCGCCGCCGCCGCCGCCUUUGCCGACACGAUCACGCCGCAGUACGUGUCUGACCUGCUCGCCUACGCGUGCGUGCCAGCGUCCUCAGCGAUGUGCGAGCUCGUGUCUGGCCUCUCGAUGCCGGCGGGCGUCGAAGGGUCUGCGGCGGAACCGGAGCGUGUCGCCACCGCGCUCGGCCUCGCGGCGCAGAGCCACCACUUCCUCGGCGUCUCCUCUGCUGGCUUGUGUGGCAUCGUCGAGUCGACCGGCCACCCCCAGGCGCAUGCCGUCCUGCACUCCCUCCCGGCCGGCGGAAACAAGCUCGCCGACGCUGCCGCGCGGUGCAGCACCGCCCUCGGCGAGGGCGGCCUCUCCGGCGGGAGGCGUGCUUGCACCAGUGCCUGCGCCAGUGCGUGCGCCAGUGCCUGCGACAGUGCCUGCGCCAGUGCGUGGUGGGAGGAGGUCAAGGGGCGGAUUGAGGAGGCAGCAGGCGGUGCGGUGUCGGCUGGCCUCUCGGGCGCGGAGCAGGCCCGCCGGCGCGCGACGGCGCAGACGACGGACAAUUUGCGCAUCCGCUCGGUGCGGCCGUUGCUUCCGCCCGCGAUCCUAACCGAGGAGUUGCCACAGCUUGCGGCGCACGCGGCGCUGGUGCUCCGCUCGAGGCAGCAGCUGGGCGAGGCGAUCCGGGGAGAGUGUGGCAAGCUCGUCGCGCUGGUCGGACCGCCGCUGCUCGAGAACGACGCGUCGGUGGUCGAGUUUGCCGCCCGUUUGUCUGCGGUGGCGGCCGAGGUGGGCGCGGCCCAGUGGCGGGUGGCGGCGGAGCCGGCCGCACCCGGCGCCGCCGCACACGGGUGGUUCUGCGAGCAGGGGCUGCGGCGCGCGCGGCGGCUGCUCCUCUCCGUCGGCGCGCUCGGCGUGCCUGCGGCGGUCGAGUUUGGGGAGACGGUCACGCCGCAGUACUUUGCAGAUCUGCUCUCGUGGGCGUCGGUGAGCGCCGAGUCGCGACCGCUGAGCAAUUUGGUGGCCGGCCUCUCGAUGCCCGCUGGCCUCCGCGCUGCGGGAGCGCCGCUACAGCGCGAGGACGGCGCUCCACUCUCUUCGGAAGACGACCCGUCGGGGCGCGCGGACUUCUACGGCGUCACCGCCCAUGGCAUCGCCGGCACAGUGAUGAAACUGCUGGAUACACAUUCCCCGAGCUCUAGCGCUCGAGAAGACAUGUAUUCGGCUGCAUCCCUCGCGCCGUAUCGGCAGGCCUCGCACUCACACGGCAUCGUCCACGCGACCGGAAACAGAGAUUGCGCCACGCUGCUGCCUCGCUCGAGCCUCUCCGCCGCGGCGGCAAUCGCCGCCGCCGCAGACAGCCGCCCCGUCGUGGUCGAGUGCGGCGGGGCGGAGGUUUCCCCCGCGGCACAGGCGCAGUAUUUGCGCGAGAUUGCCGCGCUCGUCGGCGAGGGCAAAGCCCCCGCAGUGCGCGGCGUCUCCCUCUCGUCGCACCUCCUCUCGGGCCACCAGCCGGCGCGGCUCGGAGGAGAGCGCGCUGCUUGCGGCGGAGUCACAUGCGAGCCGCUAAUCCACGGCUUGUCGGUCGGAGAGCCGUGCCUCGAUUGGCUCGAGACGGCGGCGGCCGUGCGCGCGCUCGCCGACGCCGUCAAGAAGGCGGCCGGGGUGGGCGGCACGAAGCGCCAAAAGCACACGCGCUGAAGCGGUUUGCUUUUGGCGCGCCGCCGUUGGAAUCGCCACACGACGCGUCUCUGCCGGGGGUGGUGCUCAAGUUUGCCGGCUGGUGCGCGAAAGGAGCGGCCACGCCGCGCUCGGCGCGAUUGCUGAGAGCUCGUAGGCGUCGCGUGCGUGAUUGGUUGACAUGGUCGGUACGCGGCUUUGCGCUAGCGUGGGGGGCUUCAGUGUGAAGCGCAGGUCAUUCCGAGCGCCACAGCGCAUCUUUGAUACCUCUCACUGCCAGCCAGCUUUUGGAACCAGCGCGUACACCGUCGCCCGUCGCCGCUCGAUUUUGCUUCUUGCACAAAGUUUUUGGCAACAAA